This is a messenger RNA of Anolis carolinensis (green anole), 2810 nucleotides long. Its product is annotated as sodium/glucose cotransporter 1-like. The record is from RefSeq and is a predicted model, not a curated record. The transcript is spliced from 17 exons. Bases 221 to 2206 code for a protein of 661 amino acids. Gene Ontology annotation, cellular component: plasma membrane. Gene Ontology annotation, biological process: sodium ion transport; transmembrane transport. Gene Ontology annotation, molecular function: D-glucose:sodium symporter activity. Lineage: Eukaryota; Metazoa; Chordata; Lepidosauria; Squamata; Anolidae.
GGCAGGGAGACCCCCGGUCUGCCCAAUUCAGCCGGUGAACUGGGAGCAAAGCUCGGCCAGAAACUCUUAGGGUCAACCUCCGCUGACCUGAUGUGAUCCCAGGUGACCGCCAGCCCUUGUCCCAUCUUACCUUGUUAAGGUUGUGCCUUAACAAAGGUAGCGGAGGAGGAGGAGGAAUAGCUGCACACAGGUGAGCGAUUAGGGCCCCUCCGGAGCCAGGAUGGAGGCCACCACGCUCCAGCAGGGCCUGCUGACCACCAUGGGGAAGGCCAAGAGCGAGAGGGUGGCUGUGGACAACGCGGCCGACAUUGCCGUCAUCGUCACCUACUUCCUCGUGGUCCUGGCCGUGGGCCUCUGGGGCAAAUAUUCCACGAACCGUAGGACCAUCGGGGGCUUCUUCCUGGCCAGACGCAGCAUGUUCUGGUGGCCGAUCGGGGCCUCCCUCUUUGCCAGCAACAUCGGCAGUGGCCAUUUUGUGGGGCUGGCCGGGACCGGGGCGGCGGCCGGGAUUGCCAUCGGGGGCUUCGAGUGGAACGCGCUGGUGAUGGUGGUGGUCCUGGGCUGGCUCUUUGUCCCCAUCUACAUCAAGGCCGGGGUGGUGACGAUGCCGGAAUACCUCAAGAAGCGCUUUGGGGGGAAGCGGAUCCAGAUCUACCUCUCCGUCCUCUCGCUCCUGCUCUACAUCUUCACCAAGAUCUCGGCGGACAUCUUCUCGGGGGCCAUCUUCAUCAAGCUGGCCAUGGGGCUGGACAUCUACGUGGCCAUUAAGAUCCUGCUGGUCAUCAUGGCCCUCUACACCAUCACGGGAGGCUUAGCGGCGGUCAUCUACACGGACAACUUGCAGACGGUCAUCAUGCUGAUGGCCUCCAUCAUCCUCACCGUGUUCGCCUUCAUGGAGGUGGGGGGCUACGACCAGUUUGUGGAGAAGUACAUGAAGGCCGUCCCCACGCUCACGGCCGCCACCGUCAACAUCUCCGAGAAGUGCUACACGCCGCGCCCGGACGCCUUCAGCCUCUUCCGGGACCCCCUCAGCGGAGACCUGCCCUGGCCCGGACUCAUCUUCGGCCUCAGCAUCCUGGCCCUCUGGUACUGGUGCACUGACCAGGUGAUUGUGCAGCGGUGCCUGUCUGCCAAAAACAUGUCCCACGCCAAGGCGGGCUGCGUCCUGUGUGGAUACAUGAAACUGCUGCCCAUGUUCCUGAUGGUCAUGCCGGGCAUGAUCAGCCGCAUCCUCUACACAGACCAAGUGGCCUGCAUCGACCCCGAUGUCUGCCUGGAAGUCUGUGAGACGACGGUGGGCUGCUCUAACAUCGCCUACCCCUUGAUGGUGGUCAAGCUCAUGCCCAACGGUCUGCGGGGUCUGAUGCUGUCGGCGAUGCUGGCCUCCCUGAUGUCCUCCUUGACCUCCAUCUUCAACAGUGCCAGCACGCUCUUCACCAUGGACAUCUACACCAAGAUCCGGACCCGGGCCAAGGAGAGGGAGCUCAUGAUCGUCGGAAGUGUCUUCAUCAUGGCCCUGAUCGGCCUGAGCAUCCUCUGGGUCCCGGUGGUCCAGGAGGCCCAAAGCGGGCAGCUCUUUGACUACAUCCAGUCCAUCACCAGCUACCUGGGGCCUCCCAUCGCGGCUGUCUUCUUCCUGGCCAUCUUCUGCAAGAGGGUCAACGAGACGGGGGCCUUCUGGGGCCUGGUGCUGGGCCUCCUGAUCGGCCUCUCCCGGAUGAUCACGGAGUUCGCCUUCGGGACGGGGAGCUGCGUCCACCCCAGCAACUGCCCGGCCAUCAUCUGCAAGGUCCACUACCUCUACUUCGCCAUGAUCCUCUUUGCCAUCUCCAUUGUCAUCGUCCUGGGUGCCUCCUUCCUCACCAAGCCCAUCGACGACGUCCACCUGUAUCGCCUCUGCUGGUCCCUCCGCAACCGGACAGAAGAACGGAUCGACCUGGACGCUGAGGAGGACGUGGCCAAGAAGGAGGAGAUGGUCUACGAGGACCAAACCCUGCCGGAGCGAGAGCUCUCGUGCGGGCGGAAGGCGCUGAACUGGUUCUGUGGGCUGGACCAGGGCGGCCCCUGGCUCAGCCCCGCCGAGGAGGAGGCCCUGCGCCAGAAGAUGGCCGACACCACCGAGGACCCCUUCUGGAAGAGAGUCGUCAACAUCAACGCCAUCCUGCUCCUCGCCGUGGCCAUCUUCUGCCACGGAUUCUUCGCCUAGAGCUGCCGCCGGACUCUUGGCAUACGCGGGCGGAAUUGGCAUACAAUUUGCAUACACGGGCAACAUUUGCACACAAUCUGCAUAUAUGGGUGAAAUUUGUAUAGAAUGCAUAUGUGGCUGAAAUUUGCAUAAAAUGCCACUAGGGCAUGGAAUUUGUAUACAUUGCAGAUUUGCAUCUAUUGGCUAAAUUUGCAUGAAAUCGGCAUAUGUGGUGAAAACGUGCACAAAAUUGGUAAAAUUUGUAUAAAAUGUGCAUAUAUGGGGAAAACUUGCAUAGAAUCUGCAUAUAUCUGCAUGCAAAAUUUGCAUUAAAUGCCCCUAGUGCAUGGAAUUUGCAUAUGUUGCAAAUUUGCAUAAAUUGGCAAAUUUGCAUAAAAUCUGCAUAUAGGAAAAUUGCAUAAAACGUUCAAAUGAGCAUGGAAUUUGCAUAUGUCAUAAGUUUGCAAAUAGAAUACCGUAAAGUGCUUGGAAGCUCUGAAUGGAUCCAAAAAAAGCUCCUUAAAAUUUGCAUAAUGAAUAAGGGGAUUGAUACACAGAAGGCAGUCCAAGGUGGCCCCUUCAAGGCGGAAGCAAUAAUAAUAAUAUGGCAAUCAUCUUUUCCUCA